Molecule: messenger RNA, 1565 nt
Organism: Octopus bimaculoides (California two-spot octopus)
Lineage: Eukaryota; Metazoa; Mollusca; Cephalopoda; Octopoda; Octopodidae
Source: RefSeq, a predicted model, not a curated record
AUUGCACUUAGUUGGUUGCUAUGGGAAGGAGGGGGAGGUUGCAUGGCCGGUUUUUAACAUAAACACGUCCAGGCAUGCUUUGCAGUGGCAACUACCUGCCCUCCGGCUGGAAUUGUAUUGUUGUAUUCCCAUUUUUUCCAGGGAAAAAUGCAAUUUCAGUCAUCAGCUUCUCAACUAGGACUUGCAAUUCCUCAACUGAUGAAUGGCCACUUUGCUACCGAUGAUGUGUUUAUGGUGCCUUGGAAGUGGUCCAGAGAUGGUGAUGAUGAUGAGGUGUCUGUCGCACGCAUUCAGUUCAACUUAGAUACAGCUUCUCUGGGACAAACCGAUUAUUCGAAAUGCGAAAGGAAGGGCGUAGUAGAUGGUGAAAACGAAGAUGGUGAAAAUUCGGUGCGUCGAGGUCGACCUCGAGCAGACAGUAUUUCGUCUCUGAUUUUGGAAGGUUACUCCUCUCGCAGCGACAUACGAUGUCAGCUCUGUUGGCGAGUGUUUCCCAGGGAGAAAUCUCUCCAAGCUCAUCUCAGAACCCAUACUGGUGAAAAACCAUACCAGUGUGAAUAUCCAGGUUGUAACAAAGCAUUUUGUCAGAGUGGUCAACUUCGGACUCACUUGAGACGUCACACAGGGGAGAAACCUUUUCAUUGUACAGUUCCAGGUUGUAAAAGCGAGUUUGCCCAUUCUAAUCGCCAGUGUCCUCUCCAUCCUUAUGCCUCUUUGGAAAGAGUCUACAUGCCAACCAAAAUCUCCAGCCAUUCACCACGUGUGUCUAAGAGAACUACUCGUAUAGAAACAAGAAGGAAAAGUAGGAAGAUGAACAGCUCAACUCUCACAGCUAACUUAAACCAUCCAUUAUCAUCUCGAGAAGAUUAUUGCCUGAACAAUUGCAAAGUUGAAGGGACUAGACUUUCAAGGGAGCAGAAAGACGAAUUUAUUUCAGCAUUGGCUCUUGUUGAAUUAGCCCAAGGAUUCUUGAAGCAUGACACUAAUAAUAACCACAUGUGAUAAACAUAGUGUCUUCAGGUUUUCCAGAUUAAUAUUUACAUGCUUGUGUGCUUCGAGAUCCACUGUUCCAGAAUAAGAAUUUAAAGUUCUCUCGAAAUUUUAUAAAUAGUUUUUUUUUUUUUUAUCCUUUUAAUAUUCAAUUGUAAAAUUGGAAUAAUGGGACAAAAUCAUUUUUGACAUGAACUUUCAACAUGCAAAUUGCAACCACCAAGAUGUUAUUUUGUUAAAAAUUCUAUUGUUUUUUGGGGGUUUUUUCUCACCAAGGAAAAUGACUGUUUUAAUAUAUAAAAUGUUUAUGAAUCUUCAAGUGAAAAGCAUAUCCGUCCAAAACAAUGACAAAGAGUUCUUAUUUUUCCUAAUUAUUUAUCAUAAUAGCCACAGAACAUGUCAUCACCAAAAAUUUACCUCUUGUAACAUUCCAUAUUUAAAAACAAAAUUUUUAUUUUAUUCGUUUUUACUAAAGAAAAACUAUUUAUAUUUGAGUUUUUAAAUUUUACCUGUUUUAGUAUUUGUUGUUUGUUUUUUGUCUUGACAUAUUUAUUUCAAUAAAAUAUCUAAUUUUA